This is a messenger RNA of Morchella importuna, 267 nucleotides long. RefSeq lists its product as uncharacterized. The record is from RefSeq and is a predicted model, not a curated record. The transcript is spliced from 2 exons. Lineage: Eukaryota; Fungi; Ascomycota; Pezizomycetes; Pezizales; Morchellaceae. Bases 1 to 267 code for a protein of 88 amino acids.
AUGGCCUCUUCUUCAAACAUGCAAUCCACUAGCUCAUAUAUGAACAAUGGAGGACAUCACUCUGAGCAGAGCUACGACGCCUCAUAUGAUAACCAGAACCAAGACGAUCCCAUGAGCAAGUACGCCAGGAUACUUUUCGAGCACACUCGCAGGCAGAUGGACAACGCCACACAUUCCAUCCGCGCUGGAUCAGAAGAACAAAAGUCGACCAUAUCGCGCGAGCGCCUGACUCACAGCCAUAGUCAAGGUCAAACUUCAGUUGCCUAA